AUGCUGACUGCUUGUUCGUCGAAGGCCGUAUAUCUGCUACGCUGUUCAGCUACUCAGAGUUUUCUAAAGUUUAUUACUAUGGCCGCUGGUAAAGGUGGCAGCUCUUCUGCUUCUAAGGGGAAGAAGAAAGAAGUGAAGAAAGAGACUGGUCUCGGUCUAUCUUAUAAGAAAGAUGACAACUUUGGAGAAUGGUACUCUGAGGUCGUCGUCAAUGGGGAAAUGAUUGAGUACUAUGACAUAUCUGGCUGUUACAUUCUACGCCCAUGGGCAAUGUCCAUUUGGGAUGCCAUGCAAGCCUUUUUUGACGCUGAAAUCAAGAAACUGAAAAUAAAGAACUGUUACUUCCCCUUAUUUGUAUCCUCCGGUGUUCUACAAAAGGAGAAGGACCAUAUAGAAGGUUUUGCUCCAGAGGUUGCUUGGGUUACAAAGUCGGGGGAAUCGGAAUUGGAAAUGCCCAUUGCAAUUCGUCCAACUAGCGAAACCGUCAUGUAUCCAUAUUUUUCCAAGUGGAUUAGGGGACAUCGUGAUUUGCCUCUAAGACUUAAUCAGUGGUGUAAUGUUGUUAGAUGGGAAUUCAGCAACCCUACUCCAUUCAUCAGGAGUAGAGAAUUUCUUUGGCAGGAAGGACAUACUGCUUUUGCAACUAAGGAGGAGGCAGAUACUGAGGUGCUUGAAAUCUUAGAGCUUUAUAGACGUAUAUAUGAAGAAUUCUUGGCUGUUCCUGUAAUUAAGGGUAAAAAGAGCGAGCAUGAAAAGUUUGCUGGUGGACUUUAUACAACUACUGUGGAGGCGUUUGUCCCAAACACGGGCCGUGGUGUGCAAGGUGCCACUUCACAUUGUCUGGGUCAAAAUUUUGCUAAAAUGUUUGAGAUUAAUUUUGAGAAUGAGAAAGGAGAAAAGGCUAUGGUCUGGCAGAAUUCUUGGGCGUAUACUACUAGAACGAUAGGAGUGAUGAUAAUGGUUCAUGGAGAUGAUAAAGGCUUGGUGUUACCUCCAAAAGUGGCAUCCGUACAAGUAAUUGUUAUCCCUGUCCCGUACAAGGACGCAGACACUAAGGGUAUCUUUGAUGCAUGUGAGACGACCGUGAAAAACUUGAAUGAAUCUGGUAUCCGUGCCGAGGCUGAUUUUAGAGAUAAUUACUCACCAGGGUGGAAGUAUUCUCAUUGGGAAUUAAAAGGUGUUCCUCUCAGGAUUGAGAUAGGCCCUAAAGACUAUGCAAAUAAUCAGGUCCGUGCAGUCCGGCGUGACAACUCUACGAAGCAUGAUAUUCCCAUGGCCGAUUUAGUCGAACGGGUGAGAGAUAUGCUUGACCGCAUCCAAGAAAGUCUUUUUGAGGCUGCCAAGCAAAAACGGGAUUCGUGUAUUGAGGUUGUUCAUACUUGGGAAGAAUUUGUGGAGGCACUUGGCCAAAAGAAAAUGAUUCUGGCCCCAUGGUGUGAUGAAGAGGAAGUGGAGAAGGAUGUGAAGGCCCGAACAAAGGGGGACAUGGGUGCCGCCAAAUCACUUUGUUCACCAUUUGAGCAGCCUGAAUUGCCUGAAGGCACAAUGUGCUUCGCUUCAGGAAAGCCUGCCAAGAAGUGGACCUACUGGGGAAGGAGUUACUGA
Messenger RNA from Striga hermonthica, 1605 nucleotides. The record is from the annotation of a GenBank genome assembly. Lineage: Eukaryota; Viridiplantae; Streptophyta; Magnoliopsida; Lamiales; Orobanchaceae.